UUGGACUUAAUAUUGUAAACAAAAAUAGGCUCUUCAUGAAAAAUUAUAAGCAUAUGUUCAAAUAGACAAAUCAAUUUACCCUCCAAUUUUAACCAUUUAGGGCGUCCACUAGAGCUAUGUGGCGACAUAAACAUCAACAAACGACAACAAGCAGUAUCAGAUGUUUCAAGUGUAAAAUGAGAAAAGACUAUUGAUGAAAAAAACGUCUUUUGUCUUAUUUUGUUUUCUAUGUCUUAAUUAGAAUUAAUAAUUUAUUUUGUUUUGUUUUGCUUUCACUAGAUACUCAGCCAAUGUCAUCUUGUGAAUGUAAUGAGAAUGGCUCAUUUUCAACAGCCUCAUCUACUACUCCAUGUUCAUCGCCACCUCCUUCACCUUCUCCAUCAAAUUCAUCUACUCAUUCAAGUACCUCGAAAAAUCCAGUAAAUAAUGUCAGUCUAAUCACCAGUGAUUCCUCGACAACCGAAUUUCAAUGCUGUCAUCAUCCCAAUUUACUUGAACUGUUUGUCCUCAGUGAGUCAGGCAAGCCAAUUUACUCGUACACUGCCAGAGAGGACAUUGUUACCUUAUUACCUUUAUGUCAAGCGUUGAUCAAUUGUUUCCAGGAUGUACUGAAAGAUACUAUUCGUUUUAUUAUAACCAAAUCGGGGUUGAAAAUAAUUUUUAGUCAAAGGACACCAUUAAUAUUUGUAGUAGUAACCCAUGCAUUUUCCGGAAUUGAUGGUAAUUUAUUAAUCAACCAGAUUCAUGCUCAAUUGGUUUCUGUGAUUACUGAAAAAACCUUGAGGUCAGUUUUCGAGCAGAGAGCAACAUUUGACUUGCGACGGUUAUUAACAGGAAACGAAAAAAUGGUUCAUAUUCUGGUUGAACAAGGUUUUAUUGGUAAACCAAUUGUUUGUCGUCGACAAGGCCACCAAAUUAUAUCCUCAUCAUCAUUAGAAGAAUGUGCAAUCAAACAUUCCUUGUCAUCUAUGUCAGAAUCAUCUAAAGAAUCUAAAAGAAGAGAUAAUGUGAAGACAUCGUUAACUUAUGGUUAUAUCUCAUCGCUGGCCAUGCCUUUGUCAUCACCUAAACAAAAUCAAAACAGAUCUUCACCUUCCAGUGGGUCAACUAGCUAUCAAAUUAAUUAUCAUCGAUCUUACACCAACAGAGCUUUAAUUCCUGUCUAUCCAUUGAAUCAAACAGUUCGAGAUUCUAUUACCAACGCAAUAAACUCAAGUAUAGCAUCUGUAAAAUCCAGAAUUGCUUUCGGACUGCUUUUAACGGUUGAGCCAUCUGACUAUUAUUUUUCGGGAGAAUCUGAUUCUGAUAGUUUCCUCCGUACUUCAGAAGAUGAAUUUCCAUCUACAAAAAUACUCUCCGUCUCUAAUUAUAAUAGUAAAUACUCCAAAUUGAGUCCUCUUGAUAUGCAAUUGAUUCAAUGUUUGGUAAUGGCCUCUGAAUCACAAUUGAAAACGGUUGAAAGUUUAUGGUUACCAUUGUGUUUACCUCGAAUUGAUGCUUCAGCCUUUAUGCAUGGACACAUAUCUUACCUUAAUCACAAUCAAGAGACAACUUCACCACAAUUAUGUUUGGUCUUAUUAACAACGGAUAAAGAAGAUUUUCACAACUGUCAAAUGGUCAAAGAUAAUUUAGGAGAAAGGUUGAAUAAGAUAAAAUUAGCUCCACCACCAUUUAGUGACCUCAACAUUCCUUGUCUGCAAUAUUUUUGGUACAUGACUUUACGUUCACAGUCAAUAUUUCGAUCAAACCUUCCUCAAUUCGAUCCCGUCGUUCAAAUUAGCCCUUUGAUUCACUUUGUGGCUCAUCGUAUGUUAUCUUCACGACUAAAAAUCCUUUGGCUUCGAAGUGAUCGACAUAAAGUUAUAAUACUUGGCUGGCAUUCACCAACAUUCCAACUGUAUGCUCAACUAGAACCAACAACAACCAAAUCAAUGGGUCUAAAUGCUGCCCAAACAAUUAUAAAAUGGAUAAAAAAAGAAGAGGACAAACUCUUGCUUCGUGAUUAUUAAUUAUUUGGUAAAUUUAUUACCUUUGAUUGACUUUUUAUUAGGUUAUAAUAACCUUACAUGUUUUACGUUUAUUUUGCUGCAAGACUCAAAUAAAUUAUUAAAUAAGUAAAUUUGUGACAAAUAUA
Tetranychus urticae (two-spotted spider mite) is the source of this 2134-nucleotide messenger RNA. RefSeq names its product vacuolar fusion protein MON1 homolog (gene Mon1). The record is from RefSeq and is a predicted model, not a curated record. Gene Ontology annotation, biological process: protein targeting to vacuole; endosome to lysosome transport via multivesicular body sorting pathway. Lineage: Eukaryota; Metazoa; Arthropoda; Arachnida; Trombidiformes; Tetranychidae. Gene Ontology annotation, cellular component: Mon1-Ccz1 complex.